Messenger RNA from Protobothrops mucrosquamatus (brown spotted pit viper), 2058 nucleotides. RefSeq names its product vomeronasal type-2 receptor 26-like. Gene Ontology annotation, biological process: G protein-coupled receptor signaling pathway. The record is from RefSeq and is a predicted model, not a curated record. The transcript has 4 exons. Bases 1 to 2058 code for a protein of 685 amino acids. Gene Ontology annotation, cellular component: membrane. Gene Ontology annotation, molecular function: G protein-coupled receptor activity. Lineage: Eukaryota; Metazoa; Chordata; Lepidosauria; Squamata; Viperidae.
AUGUUCCCAAUUAUGGACCGUCAAUAUAAAGGAAUUUUUCAAUUAUUGUUACAUUUCAGAUGGACAUGGAUUGGGAUCUUGUCUGUGAAUAAUGAUAGUGGGGACAAGUUUGUACAAAAUGUGGUUCCCAUGUUUGCCCAGAGAGGGAUCUGCUCAGACUUUAUUGAAACAUUUCCAAUAAUCGAUUCAAAUAGCAUUGCUGAGUUGGUGGAAAUAGGACUUGGAAUGCAUCUGGUGGUUAUGAAAAGCACAGUUAAUGUAGUUCUAGUUCAUGGUGAAAUUUACGGAAUUAUAGUUCUGAGACUUCUUUCCACUAAUUUGAAAUCUGAAGAUGCAUCAUUGUGGAGAAAGGGUAAAAUCUGGAUUAUGACUGCUGAGAUGGAUUUCAUGUCACUUCCUUUUGUAAGGAAUAGUGACCUAGUCUUCCUCCAUGGUGCUCUGUCUUUUGCAAUUCACUCAGAGAAAGUAUUAGGAUUCCAGAAGUUUGUUCAGAUGAAGGACCCAAUCUUGGAAAAAGAAGAUACUUUUAUCAAGCUCUUCUGGGAAAGUGCCUUUGAAUGUUCCUUCUCCGUCUCUGUAAUGGAGGAUGAAAAUGUGAUUCCCUGCACUGGAAAGGAGAAACUGGAAGCUCUUCCUACAUCUGUGUUUGAAAUGGACAUGACUGGCCACAGCUACAGCAUUUAUAAUGCCAUCCAUGUGGUGGCACAUGCUUUGCAUGACUUCCAUUCAUCCAUGAUGGAAUAUAGAACUAGAGGACAUGAUGAUAAAUAUGUGGUUCAAAAGCUGUGGAAGCUCAACGAAUUUAUGAGACGGGUCUCAUUCAAUAAUAGUGCUGGACAAAAAAUAUCUUUCAACCAAAAUGGAGAAUUGGAGACUGGAUUUGAUAUUAUGAAUUGGAUCACAUUCCAAAAUCUAUCUUUUCUCAAAGUUAAAGUUGGAGGGAUAGACUCCAUGGAUUCCCAAGAGGCAUUAUUCACCAUUGAUAAAAAUGAUAUUGUAUGGCCGAGGAGGUUUAAACAAGUUCAGCCACUAUCUUUGUGUAAUAGCAAAUGCCAUUCAGGUUAUGUUAGAAGCAAGAUGGAAGGGAAGCCAUUUUGCUGCUAUGAUUGUUUACAAUGUCCACAUGGGAAGAUUUCCAACCAGGAAGACAUGGAUGAAUGCUUUCAAUGUCCAGAAGAUCAGUAUCCUAAUAAGAUGCAGGAUUUCUGUCUCCCAAAAAUUCUAACAUUUUUGAAGUAUGAAGAAACUUUGGGCACUAUAUUGGCCAGUUCUGCUCUGUUCUUUACUUUGGUCACAGCUGCAAUCCUCUGGAUCUUUAUUAGGCAUCAGGACACUCCCAUUGUCAAAGCCAACAACCGGAAUCUCACAUAUGCUCUCCUUGUUGCUCUCAUGUUGUCUUUUCUUUGUUCUUUAUUAUUCCUAGGAAAACCUGACAAGGUGACAUGUCUCCUUCGUCAAACAGCCUUUGGGAUCAUCUUUUCCAUGGCCAUUUCUUGUGUGUUGGCCAAAACCAUCGUUGUAGUUCUGGCUUUCAUGGCCACUAAGCCUGGGUCCAUGAUGAGCAGAUGGGUUGGGAAAAGACUUGUAUUUUUCAUAAUUUUGGGCUGUUGUUGUAUUCAAGGUAUUAUUUCCAUUAUAUGGGUGGCAACCUCUCCUCCAUUCCCAGAUGUUGACAUGAAUUCAGUGGUACAAGAAAUCAUUCUAGAGUGUAAUGAAGGAUCAGUCUUCAUGUUCUACUGUAUCUUGGGCUAUAUGGGCCUCCUUGCUAUUAUCAGCUUUACAGUAGCUUUCCUAGCCAGGAAUCUGCCUGAUGUUUUCAAUGAAGCCAAGUUUAUCACCUUCAGCAUGUUGGUCUUUUGUAGUGUUUGGUUGUCCUUUGUUCCAACAUAUCUGAGCACCAAGGGAAAAUAUAUGGUUGCUGUGGAGAUCUUCUCCAUUAUUGCUUCCAGUGUUGGGUUACUGGUUUGUAUCUUUUCUCCUAAAUGCUACAUCAUUGUGUUGAGGCCUGCUCUAAACAACAAAGAACAGCUAAGAAGACAAACCCACAGAAAAAUAUAA